Exophiala aquamarina CBS 119918 is the source of this 813-nucleotide messenger RNA. RefSeq lists its product as uncharacterized. Bases 1 to 813 code for a protein of 270 amino acids. The transcript has a single exon. Gene Ontology annotation, molecular function: oxidoreductase activity. NCBI's taxonomy places the organism in Eukaryota, Fungi, Ascomycota, Eurotiomycetes, Chaetothyriales, Herpotrichiellaceae. The record is from RefSeq and is a predicted model, not a curated record.
AUGGCAUUUACACUUCCUGGCAACGGCUUCAUCACUGGUGCUGCGAGCGGGAUUGGACGACAGACUGCAAUUCUCUUUACUCAACUUGGUUCAAGGGGGAUUAUUUUGUGCGACCGAGAUCGAAGUGGACUUGAGGAGACAAGAACUCUGGUUACGAGAGAAAAUCCGGAGACAAGAGUUGUCAUCUGUCAAGCAGACGUCUCGAAUGACUUGGAAAUAAGGUCCGUCAUACGAUCUGGAGCAGAACAGCUCGGUCGCCUGGACUAUGCUGUCAAUUGCGCCGCGAUAUCCAACCCUCGAAGGUUGAUUGGUGACCUGUCGGUGGACGACAUGAACAGGACGCUGAGUGUCAACGCCGUAGGCGUCUUCAGCUGCCUUUCAGAAGAAUGCAAGAUCAUGAGCCAGCAAGCCCCAAUCCCGAGUCCGCGUGGAAGACCGUCGUGUCGUGGAGCAAUUGUCAAUGUCGCGAGCAUCAUGGGUAUUUCUGGCAUGCCUGAAUUGUCACCAUAUGUAGCCUCUAAAUUUGCGGUCAUCGGCCUGACGAAGAAUGCAGCGCUAGAAUAUGCAGCACAAGAUAUUCGCGUCAAUACAGUUUGCCCUGGUCAGACUUUGACGCCAGCCAUGUAUGCCAGUUUUGCAGAGGCUGAAACCUUCGAAACCCGAGUGGCUGCGUUGAAGGACACACUGAUCCCCAUGAAGCGGCUCGCCGAGCCACAGGAGAUUGCAGACAGCAUUGCCUACUUGGUCAGUGAUAUGGCCAGUUUUGUGACGGGGCAGUCUUUGGUGGCUGAUGGUGGCUUUACAGCGCGGUGA